AUGAAGGUCUUCCCCAACUUCGGCAAGGAGCAGACUUUCAGUCUAUCCGAACUUGCAAGUGCAUUGGACCUCAUCCGCACUCAAAAUGCCAUUAUGGACGCCCACAAUGAGGAUGGUGACACUCUUUAUCUCACGGAGGAGCUCUUGAGUGGGCACUGCCCCACUUGUGGCACUUACUUCCAGUAUCAGCCUUCACCUGCAGAUGCUGUAUCCUCAUAUGCUCCUUCCGCCAGUCCAGCCACUCAGACUACUGAUGCCAUCCCAGUCACUCUGACUGUUGCAACUGCUCCGGUCCCUCAGACUGCUGUUGUUGGCGCAGCUGCUACAGUCACUGGCAUGACUCCUCCUGCUGCUCCAGCCACUCAGACUGCUGCUGUGGGACCCACUCCCCCAACUGUUACAACUGCUCCAGUUCCUCAGACUGCCGUGGUUGGUGCUGCCGCUGCAGUCACUCCCGCUGGUGCUACCGGCACAUCUACUUCCACAUCUACUUCCAUGUGCUGGUAUGUUGUCACUGUGGGACUGCGAAACUGGCGUCUUCCAAGGCUGGUAUGUACCUUACAGUUUGGCUUAAUCGAAAAUUUUAACAUCAUUACCAGGCACAAUGUCCAUCCACAUGUUAUUGGCAUUCCAGGUGCUUGCUUUGGACACCACUCCUCCCUUGCUGCUGCCCAGGCCGCGUAUGCUGAGGCAGUCAAUGAUGGUGGAGUCGUGGAGGUGCCGCUCUAG
This is a messenger RNA of Suillus subalutaceus, 729 nucleotides long. RefSeq lists its product as uncharacterized. Bases 1 to 729 code for a protein of 242 amino acids. The record is from RefSeq and is a predicted model, not a curated record. NCBI's taxonomy places the organism in Eukaryota, Fungi, Basidiomycota, Agaricomycetes, Boletales, Suillaceae. The transcript has 4 exons.